This is a messenger RNA of Sturnus vulgaris (Common starling), 3061 nucleotides long. It is a transcript of the gene TMED5, whose product is annotated as transmembrane p24 trafficking protein 5. The record is from RefSeq and is a predicted model, not a curated record. NCBI's taxonomy places the organism in Eukaryota, Metazoa, Chordata, Aves, Passeriformes, Sturnidae.
CCGCGAUGGGGCCGCGGCUGCUGCUGGUGCCGCUCGGGUGCCUCGCGCUGCUGCUGCCGCCGCCCCGCGCCGCCGAGUUCAGCCCCUCCCUGGACAGCGACUUCACCUUCACGCUGCCCGCCGGCCGCAAGGAGUGCUUCUACCAGCCCAUGCGCAAGGAGGCCUCGCUGGAGCUCGAGUACCAGGUUCUGGAUGGAGCAGGAUUAGAUGUUGAUUUUCAUCUGCUGUCCCCGAAAGGUGAAACUCUAGUUUUUGAUGAAAGAAAAUCAGAUGGAGUUCAUACGGUGGAAACAGAAGAUGGGGAUUACAUGUUCUGCUUCGACAACACAUUUAGUACCAUUUCUGAAAAGGUGAUUUUCUUUGAAUUGAUCCUGGACAAUAUGGGAGAAGAUGGUCAAGAUGAGGAAGACUGGAAGAAGUAUGUUACAGGCACAGAUCUCCUAGACAUGAAACUGGAGGAUAUUCUGGAAUCCAUCAACAGUGUCAAAGCCAGAUUAAGCAAAAGCGUCCAGAUUCAGACCCUGCUCAGAGCAUUUGAGGCUCGUGACCGAAACAUACAAGAAAGCAACUUUGACAGAGUGAAUUUCUGGUCCAUGGUCAACUUGGGAGUAAUGGUGGUGGUAUCAGCUGUUCAGGUUUACAUGUUGAAAAGUCUCUUUGAAGACAAGAGAAAAAGUAGAACUUAAUAUUCCUUAAUGUUCAUAUUAUGAUGGUAACAAUAUAACAGGUAUAGGGGAGAAGGGGAGCAAUAACCUACAGUAAAGAAAAUAAAGACUUUUCAGAUUCUUUUGAACAGACAGUAAAAAUCAGGUUUGCAAUUCAUGUUGGGCUUUUUGGAUGUGAUAGUACUGGUGUUUGUGUUUGGGGGUUUUCUGUUGUUUUUUUGUGGUGGUUUGUUGUUUUUGUUUUUUAAACAUGAACAUAAUGCCUUCCUCCCAAGCUCUCCCAUUUUUCCAAAUGCUACUAACUAUUUUUUUGUACUUGUAGGAUUUGUUAAUGAUUGUUAAUGCCUACUUUAUGCAUAGCACACUUGGUGCAUAUGCAAAGUAAUGUUAAUAUAACUGUCAUUUUCUUCAUUUUCACAUAAAAGUUUAAGUAGUAACUUAGACAUUGGUUUAGUUGCUGUUAAAUACUGAGUAAAUUUACAUGUGCCUACGUUUACAGGAUUGAUAGUUACUGUCAUUUUUCUUCAAAAUUAUAUGUUUUUAAAAAUCCCCAGUUUUUGUUUCUUUGGCAUCAUGGAGAAACACUGGGCUAACUAUGUAAGAACAUGAGAUCUCUUUUUAUAGCAGAUGACUAAUAUCAGCACUUUAAAAAAAGCACUGUCAAUGUGAAAUUGAGGCAGUUUUGAAAAACAAUUGGAGCACAUAGGUACAAUUCUUGUUCAUAAAUCCUUCUGUCCUGUAGUUGCACAAUCUUAUUUUCCUUUUUGGCUGUUACAUGGGACAAGUGACUACACGGUAUAAAAAUACUGGCACACUUUGAAGUAUGACCUGCAAAUUCUUAGUUACUGUAACCUCAUGUAAUAGAUAAUUUUUUAAAAAAAAGUAAUUUCUCUUUUUUUUUCCUUUUAAUAAAGGUGGGGGUGUCAUGAUAUGCCAAAACAAACACUGAUUGUUGUAGUCUCAAAAUCCCUCUUAUUUUCCACUUUAUUUUUAUUACAAAUAUGACUAAUGUAACAGUCAGUUGACUUACAUGGGCAUAUAAAACCAAAGCUGUUCACCUAAAGUUUCCCUUUUGCUCACCCUAAAAGUCUUUCAGUUACAUAAUUACAGUCUUCAUAUAACCCAUGUUUCUGUACCUAGCUGUUCAUCUGAAUAAGGCACAAAUCACAAGAGGAGUAAGUUUUAAAAUCAACUGAAUAUGUAGUAUCACUAAGGCAAAGCUAAUACCAAAUCAGAAAUUCAUAACACCUGGAUGAAGUGGCUUUUAACAGUGUAGUGAGGGUAUAGUUUUUGCCAAAACCCCGGUGCAUGAGAAUGAACUUAUUUUUAGUAGUUUCAAGUUAAUAAUUUUUACAAUGUGCCAAGUCAUUAGAAUUUCUUGUAUAAAUGUGUUAACUACAUUUCAUCGUUAAGAGUUUUUUUUAAACUUUAUUAAAAACACUUUUUUAAAAAGUGUUUUUAAAAAAUUGUAUGUAGUAGCGUUGUGCCUGUUAUGGGGUCAUCUGUAUGAAUGGCAGAGUUGCAACUUUGAAACUUUCUGUGAUUAAAUAUUGUUUUAUUAAUAAAAACAGGGUCAAUAGGUGCAUUGAAGAAAUACAUUGUUCAAAUGAAACAGAUGCUAGCAAGGGCUACAGAACAUAGAAACAGCACUUCAACUUCUGACCAGAGGACCUAGCAAUAAUAUUUCUAAAUAGUUUUUAUAAGCAAAAGUAUUAUUAUUAUAAUUAUUACAGAACUUGUUAUAGAGGGCUCCAAAUGCUGUUGAGCUACUUCAUCUUUCUGCCAAGCUGUGUCAAAUAAGACUGUACCCCUUUAAGGUUUUGUGUAUCUUCCUUCCAUAUGAUGCUUUCUAUUCUAAACUGCCUGGAAGUAGAAGGCUUAUUUCUAUGAUAAGAACAAUGUCUAGGAAAAAAUAAUUCUUUCAGCUAGAGUAGCAAAUGAUGUUUUCCUGCCAUUUCCCUGUCCCUCUCCCAGUAGCACUAUACCAUGUUAUCUUUGCAUGCAUCACCAAUGUGUGAUGCUCCAACUAUUUGCAAAUUGCUGAAGCAGCUCUGGGAAGCUGUGACUAAGACAUCUACCUCUGCUCUCCAAGCUACUAGAGUCGAGAUUUCAGCUUAGAACUCCAACAGAUAACUCUGCCAAGUUUUCCAAGGGCACCUUAAGGGAUUGGGUUCCCCAGCUGCUCUGCUGUGCCUCUCUGUAGUUACACAUCACUGGCAAAACCAUUUGAUGUCCCAGUUUAACCUCCUACAGGACUGCUGCAGUUCAGUGUCUCCUCUGGGAGAAGGAAAAUGCAACAAUUGGCAGAGUUCAUCUGGAAGAAAUUACUGUUUUGCAACUAAGAGCUCUGACUGUAUUUGCUCUUCAUUCAAGGUCCACUAGAGAAAAUGAAAGCA